Messenger RNA from Geodia barretti, 2046 nucleotides. Lineage: Eukaryota; Metazoa; Porifera; Demospongiae; Tetractinellida; Geodiidae. The record is from the annotation of a GenBank genome assembly.
AUGACGAAACUGGAACAGAUGCAACGGGUCGAAUCCUGUGGGGUUGUCGCCAUCAUUCGUGCGAAUAGCUCCGCAGAAUUAAUUGAGGUUGCAGCAGCAAUCAAAGCGGGUGGUGUCGACCUGAUUGAAGUGACGAUGACAACACCGAAUGCGUUAAGCGUUAUCAGUGAUGUCGCCGCACGAUACGGUGAUGAAGUGCUAGUAGGUGUGGGGUCGGUACUCGAUGCCGAAACCGCGCGGGCAGCAAUGCUGGCAGGUGCGGAGUUUGUUGUCAGCCCUGUGACAAAACCGGACGUUAUUGAAAUCUGCAAUCGAUACAGUAAAAUCGUAAUGCCGGGUGCAUUCACGCCGACGGAGAUUUUGGCUGCAUGGGAAGCCGGGGCGGACUAUGUCAAAGUUUUCCCAUCAAGUGGUGUGGGACCAAGCUACAUCAAAGAUGUGAAAGCACCGUUGCCGCAUAUACCAAUGAUCCCCACCGGGGGUGUGAGUCUUGAUAACGCCGGGGAAUUCAUCAAGGCAGGUUCAGCCGCGCUUGGCGUUGGCAGCGCACUCGUCAACAAUCAGGUAAUCGCUGAUAGACGAUUCGAUCUCCUGACUGAGAAAGCAGAAAAUUUUGCCUCCGUUUUUCGAGCGAAAGAGGAAUUCACCAACCGCACCGUUGCGAUCAAAGUGUUGCCCAAAUCAAUCUACCCCACGGGACGGAUGCGUUACCUGCUUACCGAGUUGAGUGCGAUGGGACGGAAUUGGGGACAUUCCAACAUCGUUUCCAUCCAUACCGUUGAACCCGGCGAUGAUGAAUACGUUGCCUACAUCGUCAUGGAGUACGUUGACGGUUCCAGUUUGCGUCAGUUAAUCACUACGACACCUCUUCGCCGUAAUCUAGCAAUCAAUAUUGCGCUUGAUAUCUGCCGAGGUCUUAUUGCCGCUCAUGAACAGAACAUUAUCCACCGAGACAUCAAGCCUCAGAAUAUCUUGCUGACUACUGACCAAAUAGCGAAGAUUUCUGACUUCGGCGUUGCACGUAUCCUUGAAGCAAGCACCGACUAUGCGGGAACGAUCACCGGCACACGAAGAUACAUGGCACCUGAACAGUACGAAGGAAAUUACGACUAUCGGGUGGAUCUCUACUCAACAGGGCUGAUCCUCUACGAAAUGUUUAUGGGGAAAUUCCCAUUUCGAGGAAAGACGCAAGAUGAAAUUCAGGUAAGAAAACAGAGCGAAGAAAUUGACUUCGACUACAAACUGCCUGAAGAUAUGCGUGAGAUCUUACAGAGAGCAUUGCAUCGAGAUAUGCAGACUCGGUAUCAAACCGCCUCAGAAUUGUAUAAUGAUUUGAAUUAUAUCCGUAAAAAAUGGUAUGCGGACGCCGUGCGGCAUACAAUGACAAACCAAUCAAAUCCAGCGAUACAAGGCGCAAUGUUAUCCGAACACAGAAAGGAUUUACGCCUUUCUGCCGAGGCGGCAGAGAAAAUUGAAUCGGAGAUAUCUGAAGAACAAAAAGUAAAAGUAGAGAAACAGGCCCAACUUCAACUUGAAACACAAGUCAAUCUACACUACGAUAAAGCCGUUCAACUCAUCGGUGGCACACAGUCACAACAGGCAUUGCAAGAAGUGCAACAGGCACACCGCCUCUACUUGAGUAGUGUAAAAGCAACCAAAAAAGCGGAUUGGAUAUUUCGGCAUUUAUCGGAUUUGAUGAUUCCUCCCCAACCACCUUCGACAGCAACAGAAAUGAUUGGGUUAAUUGACCAGUUGUCGGUCAGCGAGGUCUCGGAACUCAGAGCCUGGUUUAACAAUCGUUCCUCUUCUAAUGGUGACUCCACCGAUGUGCCUCCCCCCGUAGGUUCAGGUGCACUUCCUACAGACACCGGCACCGGUUCUGAUCUGACAUUUCAACCGCUCAAUCCACAGGAGACUGCCCCGGAAUUUGUGCUGCGAAAACUCCAUGAGGUGGUUCAGGCUCCCCAUGAGAGGAUUGCCGCCCAGAAAAUGCCCGUGUCGAAGGAGAUCUUAGUCUAUCCUACGACUAUUGUGACAGAAUUUUAA